This is a messenger RNA of Triticum aestivum (bread wheat), 934 nucleotides long. RefSeq lists its product as uncharacterized. The record is from RefSeq and is a predicted model, not a curated record. The coding region runs from base 225 to 719 and encodes 164 amino acids. Lineage: Eukaryota; Viridiplantae; Streptophyta; Magnoliopsida; Poales; Poaceae. The transcript has a single exon.
AGUUGUUUGCAUAAACAAAGCGCCAAGGCUGUAUAUAAGUGGUGUGCAGGAGACAGGAGGUGAAUAUAAAUUCCCGGCCAAAUCUUGGAUGCUCUCACGGGCUUCACCAACUCUCACUUGUCCAUGAUCUUGUCCUUGUGCUGAUCAGCACCACCUGCCCACAAAGACUCCUUGAUUACCAGCUCCAUUUCGCGGAAGCAAGGAGCCUACAUCCGUCGUUCGAGAUGAAUGGCUACUCCAGCCUCGGCUCCUCGCCCCCGCCGGUGGCGGUGGCUGUGGUGACCAGCGCCCGGCCCAGGCGAUCGCUGGAGCUGACCCACACCAAGGAGACCAACGCGUGGGAAGGGCUCGCCAUCGGGGCGGUCACCCUGGCGAGGACCUUCUCCACCGGCUCGCAGAGGCUCUGCAGCAGGUCCGGCGACAAGGCCAGGGGCGCCCUGCCGGGCGCUAUGAGGAGGGCCUUCUCCAUGCGGAGGCACCCCGCGGCUCCUGGCAAGGGCGACGGGCACUACUGGAGGAUCCACGACAUGGAAGGGGACAGCGACCACGGCGACGACCACAAUGCGGUGGCCGAGGAGGAGCGCGGCGUGGAGAAGGAGCACGAGGAGAAGAAGGAGGCGCAGCGAGAGGAAGGUCGGCCGAAAGAGGAGGCCAAGACGAAGAAGAAGAGAGGCAACCACAACAUUCUCAAGGCGUGCAAGAAGCUCUUCCGGUUGUGAUGCGAUCGAUCGAGCCGCUUCUGCUGCGACGAAAUGUACUUGCUCUCUGUCUCUUGGUCAAUUGUUGGGGUGUUUUUUUUUUUGCGGGGGGAUUGUUGGGGGUGUUCAUGUCGCAUUUGUUUCGUUCGUUCUCGUUGAGGAGUAAAAACCAGGGUGAGCUCGGCAUGCCGAGCGCUGCGCGCAUGCGUGUUUGUGCACUUUGUGCGCUGAGUGCG